AUGGUGCGAGGGCUCGUUAGCCUGGAGCGGGGAAACGUCCACGGCAACCUACACCUUCAAGGUAUCCUUACGGCGGGGUUGGUGAAGUACUUUGACGACCCCAGGAAAGAGGAAGCCGCCAUGCGGAAAAGCAUCCGCCAGGCGUGCGAGUGGAAAUCGCAUGUCAAGGUCAAGAUCGUCAUAAAACGUCUGAUGCGGCAGCAGACGUUCAGCGGUAUGCUCGGGUACUGCUCGAAGGAUCAGGGGCGGCCACACUUCAAGACCUCGAGCAAAGGGGUUUCGCAGACGGAGAUAAACGUCGCCCUCGCGGAGUACCGCAAACUCCAACGUGUGUGCGUGACGGAGGAUCGAGUGGAACUCGGCAAGAAGAACUUCUGGGGUCUACUGCGUCGAUUCAAGCAAGAACACCUACGGGGCAUCUUCGUGUCCCCCCUCCAGAUGGUCACGUGGAUCAUCCAAGACCAGCAAGCCGUGCCGUCCUCAUCGUGGAUCUGCCCCAGCAGCGCCUUCCCCAUGGACGCCGCGCGUGCUGACGCCUUCGGCAUCGCCCUCUUCUGCCCAUCCUUGUUCAUCCGCAAACAUGCAUACCUGCUGUUCUUCGCGGGUGGACAAGGUGACCGCAUAAUCACGUCACACGAAGACUGGGACACGCAGGACCGGGAAUUCGCUGAUAUGACCGUCGACCAAGCGAAGGUUUGCUCGCAUGAUCACCUGGAACUGGAGGGCGCCAUGGACGCCGCCCGUGAGAGAGCCGUUCGUGAAGUCGCGAACGCCCGGCGCUAUCUUCCCGGGGUGGCCAACUUCGGCUUCGGCCCCGACUCCGACUCCGACGCAACAUCCGACGUGGGGGCCCGCGCGGCACCGCCGCCGCGAUCUCGUCGGGUGUGGGCUGGUAUCGGCCGCACAAGCAACGACUUCUCCGAGGCGAACGAGCCUCUCCCGCUCAUCGUCAGCCCGAAGUGCAUUGAACCAGGGUGUACGAACGCCGGGAACAUGGGCAUGAUCUCCUGCGGACGCUGCCAUGGUGAUCUUCACCGAGGCUGCGGAGUUUCUGGAGGCGGCAACCAUGACGACGAGUGCGACUCCUUCGUCGGCCAGCGUUGCACUCCGUGCGCAUACCCUCGGCGUGGAAAGAAAAGAGCCCGAUCCUCGUGAUGUGGGGGUCUUCACUAUUCUGCUUCAGUUGUAACAUAUUUCUUUUCGUUGACUUUUUUGGCCGGGUUGGCAUGUGUGUUCAUCUCUUCGGCGUCCCUUUCGUACGUAGUUAUCCAUUGCAUGAGCGUUUUUUUCGUCUUCCGUUUGUGUUUCAUCACCGCUGGUGGCCUUCGUCGUUGCCAUAAGGAAAGUUCUAUUGCCCUAGGAUAUCUAGCCGACCGACUGUCUUUAGCCUUUCAAGACCGUGCCGUGACGCUCGUCUCUUCCCAUUUUUUCUUUGCGCAGGUUUGUCUUGUAGUCACGAUGGGAUCAUGGCUUCUAUAGCGUUCCCAUCCCUUUCGUUCGGAUAUUUCCGUGCAGCUUGCGGACAGAUUCAUGUCGUUUGCGUGCAUGUAUUCGUGUAUUUAAUCCCCAUCCACAUAGUUUCCCUUGGUUUCUCUUGCGGUUCGUCUCCUUCGUAAGGGUCUUUAUUCAUCAUUGCCAUGUCGUGUGUUGGACUAUCCGUCGUGCUUGUGUAUGAAGGGAUAUCGUCCUCGUCCCCGGUGUCAUGCUCAAGAGUCCGAUACCGUAGGUAAUGUCGUCCACGCUCUUCACCUUUUGCAGUGCGACCGGUUAUCUCCAUUGUACGGUCGUCUCGUCGUCUCUUACCAUGUUUUAUUUCAGAUUUGUCUCUACUCACCGUGGGAUCAGGGGUUUUCUAAUAGAAGAGUUCCCGUCCCAUUCCUUAAGAUGCUUGGGUGCAGCUUGCCGACUGUUUCGUGCUGUCCGGGGCGAAGUUCGUCCGAUGGAUCCCCGUCCACAGAGGUCUCGCAAGUUUUGCGGUAGGUUCGUCUCCUGUCUAGGGCCGAUGUUCAUAAUUUGUUGCCUUGUGUGUCUUCGACUAGGCGUCGUUCUUGUGUAUGAAGGGAACCCGUCUUGGGUCGACAUGGUCGGGGGUUGCCAUAUUUCAUUGUUGUCCCGAACUCUGCCGUACACCGCGUGUCAUUCCAUUCGUCUCGGAACUGAACGUGCGUGGUUCGAAUGCGUUCCACUUCGGAGUUGCGCUAAUACAUGGUAAUUUAAACAAGC
Ectocarpus siliculosus is the source of this 2223-nucleotide messenger RNA. Lineage: Eukaryota; Phaeophyceae; Ectocarpales; Ectocarpaceae. The record is from the annotation of a GenBank genome assembly.